Molecule: messenger RNA, 1602 nt
Organism: Durusdinium trenchii
Lineage: Eukaryota; Dinophyceae; Suessiales; Symbiodiniaceae
Source: the annotation of a GenBank genome assembly
AUGCGUUCACGGCUGGGACGGUCGAUGGGGCGAGCCUUGAUCGCCCAUCCCAAAGACGUGCCUGAGAUCGUUCAGGAGCUCCCAUAUGGCACUUCCUACCGACCCAUGGAUCGGUCGGACAUUGAGGCCUUCCUGGAGCAGAGCGAGCGCCUGGUGAACCUCAGUGAGGACUUGGCCGGACAAAAAGACUGUCGGCCGCGAGGAAAACGUGAUUUGAGACGGCUGGCUGCUCCUGAGAACUUCUUGAGGAUCAUGACGAUCACGGAGGUUCCUUCCAACUAUGGACGCAAGGAUAUCGCGUACGUGAUCAAACAGCAUUGUAAUGUGGUGGUGGAACCUCGGGAUAUUGUUUUCCGAUUCAAGAGGUGGGGACGUCAGGCAGACACUUGCUAUGUGCGAUGCCCCACAGCUGAGUCGGUGGACCAUUGCGUGCAACAAAUUCAGGAGUUGGCAGUGCCCAAACGGGCGGCGCACGGUGCUCUCUUCGGAGCUGCCUUCCUAUGGUCCAGCCGAGGCUACGGCAGCAAGAUGUGGGUCUUCAGCACCGGCUGGCAGGAGGCCCUGAAGCGGUUUCGCCGCUUGAAGUGGCGCUGGCGGAUCAAGCAGACGGUGCCGUUUUACGGGUAUGCUCGUCGCGUGGAUUUGCACCGUGCCAGUGAAGAUCGUUACGAAGAUGAGAUGAGCGAGAGUGAUUCUGACAUUGAUGAGACCUGCACCCUCCUCGGUGCCGUCCUCGUCGCGGUGUGCGGGAGCGGGGAUGGGCGACGGGAGGGUCCAGGUUUUCGUUUGUUGAGUUCGGUGGCCAAAGGCGGUGCGAAACGCACGCCAGAAACUCAGGUGAGCAUCAACACCAGCAUCACCUCGCCCUUUGUCUAUAUGGCUUUGGGAAGUCUUCCCUUGCUCUCGGUUCAAUCGGGCUCCACGGCCGCCCUCUGCUUGGGUGAACUCGUCGCCGCGCGCGAGGCGGGCGAGGCGGGACUGGCUGACGAUGCCGCCGCCGCCGCGGCCAAUCUGGCAUCGAUGAUGGCCGUCUUGGUGGGGGCCAUGCACUUCGCCAUGGGCAUUUUCGACUUGGCCGCAGUGGUGGAGCUUUUCAGUCAGCCCUUGUUGCGAGCACGCACGGGAGCGGCCGCGCUGGUGGUGAUGCUGGCACAAGCGGAGGAGCCCUCCGCCCGGUGGGCUUUUUCGGGAUGGACGUGGCAGCUGAUGUCGUCGGCGCUGCCGACGGCCGUGCUCACGGCCUUCCUCUCCUUAGGAAGUCACCUCACGGUGGCUCAGCGUGUACGCCGGCCUCAAGAUCCGUGGCAGCCGCGCCGGGAACUUCUGGCGCUGGGCGCCAGUAGUCUGGCUGCCUCCACCCUGGGUGGGAUGCCUGUCAUGGCCAAUCUGGCAGUCUGCCAGGCUUUGCGAAGUGGAACUGGUUUCUUCGCUACCUUGGGCAGCAUUUUGGGUCACCUUGGCGCGUUCUACUUGGUGGCCAAGCUGAGAUUGAUGAUCCCCAGGUGCGCUGUAUCAGUGAUCUUGUUGGUGGAGUUUGCUCCGCUCCUAAGUAGCCUGCCUUCGGAGCUGCGGCAUCUCUACCGGCAAGCGCAGAGCGCGUGA